This is a messenger RNA of Mizuhopecten yessoensis (Yesso scallop), 2759 nucleotides long. RefSeq names its product leucine-rich repeat-containing protein 46-like. Lineage: Eukaryota; Metazoa; Mollusca; Bivalvia; Pectinida; Pectinidae. The transcript is spliced from 7 exons. The record is from RefSeq and is a predicted model, not a curated record. The coding region runs from base 58 to 849 and encodes 263 amino acids. Gene Ontology annotation, molecular function: protein binding.
UAUCAAGCGUUUGAUUCAUUUAGUCUCCAACCACAACAAAAACAAACGUUGAAAGCAAUGGAACAUGGAGAAGGCAUCGCCGCGAACGACUCGGUGGACUUCCAAAUUGCUGAGGUUAAACCUGUGAGAUUGUCUCUACAUCUCAUCCAGAAAAGACACAUCAACAGUGCCCAGCAGAAAAGCCAGGAAGAGAUAGUACAAGCUCUCAACAAAAUCACUCACCUCCGGCUGGAUAGAGAAAACAUUGGACAGAUAGACAAUCUGGAAUUGCUCGGAGACAAAGUCACCAAUGUGUAUUUACAGAAGAACAAGAUUCAGGUUAUAGAGAAUCUUGAAUGUCUGAAGAAUCUGACAUUUCUCACGCUGGCUGAUAAUCAGAUAAGACAAGUAGAGGGACUGUCCCACCUCAACAAACUGCUGUUCCUCGACCUGUCACACAACCACAUCCAUGACUUCCAGAUCGAUGAGUUUCCAGAGUCUGUGAUGAUCCUUAAUUUAAAGGAAAACCCUUGCACCAGCCUACCAGAUUACAGAGGACGCCUCAUACAGGACCUGGAGCAUUUGAAGAUACUUGACGAGGAGGAAGUGACAAAUGCUGAGAAGCGUGAAGCAGGUUUUGUGGUAUCUAGUGAUGAGGAGGAGGAAGUGGAGGAGGAGGAGGUUGUACCGGUCUUCACAGAUGGAGAUAGUAUUGGCACAUGUACAUCACGGAUCCUAAUGCAUUCUAAAGCUCGUACUGAUGAGGAUUUAAAGAAACACAUGGAACACACCACAGAAUUGGACGAUUACAGGGAAAAAUUUGAACUUCCUAUGUCUUCAAGGUCACAGACUCCUAGUGUCAGGAACUGAUAUAUAACACCAGUCAAACCAAUAGCAGGUCAGGUGUAGAAAAUAUCAAGUGGUCAACCCGACAAACAAAACUGGCAGGUCAACAUUUGGUGUAGAAUCUGUUUAGAGGUCCAACAAUGUGUUAUGCGGUGUUACGGAGAAAAUGUCUAGAGGUCAAAUAACAAAUGGCAGGGAAAUGUAUUAAAUGACCUUUUAAAGUCUUACGAUGAAGAAAAGAUAAUAUCUACAUCAAAACAAAAAUAUAGAAAUUGCGAUAUUUAUAAUGACCUAUGUUUAUAUGCUGUAAGCAUGCUUACAUUUUAGUUAAUAUUUAGCACUCUUUGUGCUGAUUCAAAUUAUAAAAUAUGAUAACUGCUAAAUAUAGAAUCUCUAUAUUUCUGUAUGUGCAAAUGCAAGUACUUUACCGUGAUGAAUAUUUACUAAAUUCAGAGAUAUCUUGACUUGGAGACAAAAUGAGACAAGAACACGGAAAGUUUAAAUCUAAUAUGAAACUGUCAAAACUUAAGAAAAGGUGCUUCAUUGUCUGUAUCUGAUCAGAUAUCACAAAAAGUUUAGUUAAGAUAAUUAAGACAGUUGACAAGGAUCACAGAUCGCCAAGAUCAUAGUUGGUCAAGAUCAUAGUUGGUCAAGAUCACAGGUGACCAUGGCCUGAGUGUGUUUAUAGAGAAUGAUGUGUUAAAGAUAAAACAAAGAUGUAUUGAUGUUAAUCAGAAUGUAAGUUAUCUUCUGUGUAAUACAGAGUAAAAGAUACAUGUCAGAGUUAUAAUUAACUGUCGGUAUAUAUAGAACACAUAUCAGUUAUAUAUAUAGACGAUGCACAUUAUUUACAUGUAGACAUUACAAACAUUCCACCUUGAUUGACAGGUUAGAAGUCAUACCAUAAAAAACCAUAUGUGUCGAGCAAAGCGUUAUACAUGUGAAAGUGACAUGUGGAUGCUCGGAUGUUUCAUUGGUAAUACAGGGCACAGAUUUUAUAUAUUUACUUGUACAAACUACAAAUAUUCCCCAUCUUUAUCAGUAUAUGGUCGUAAUUCCAUCCGUCAUACAUAACAUAUUAUUUAUAUAUUUACUUGUAUACACUAAAAAUAUUCCCACCUUUAUCAAUAUAUGGUCGUAAAUCCAUAUGUCAUACAUAACAUAUUAUUUAUAUAUUUACUUGUACACACUACAAAUAUUCCCACCUUUAUCAACAUGGUAGUAAUUCCAUGUGUUAUGCAGAACACAUUAUUUAAAUAACACUUACUAUUUUACCCUGCAGAAUCCCCCCAUCCCCCGUUCAUCAACGUGGUAGUUAUUGAUAGGUGUUGUACAGAUCACAUUAUAUGCAUGUCACAAUUUUCAUAUAUAUUUCACAAGACAAAACAUCAGUGCAAAGCUUGUGUAAAAAUAUUGGUAUAUUCUGCCAGACGGGUAAAAUGGGAAACCAUUAAAUGUUCCGUAUAUGGGAUUUAAUGGAAACCAUUAAAUGUUCUGUAUAUAUGGGAUUUAAUGGGAAACCAGUAAAUGUUCUGUAUAUGGGAUUUAAUGGGAAACCAGUAAAUGUUCUGUAUAUAUGAGAUUUAAUGGAAACCAGUAAAUGUUCUGUAUAUAUAGGAUUUAAUGGGAAACCAUUUUAGUAGCACAAGGCAAAGGUUACUAUACUAUAUUUACCUGUAGACACUACAGACAUUCCCACCUUAAUAAACAUUUCAGUUAUUUUGUAUGCCAUACGGAACAUGUUAUACAUAUCAGACUUGUCCAUACUUCUUUAGUGAUAUUUUGUGUAGACAUUAUUUUUAAAUACUGAGAAGUUUUGUAACAAAUGUGAUUAGUUUUUACUACAAUGAAUUAUACAUGUUUAAGAUGUUACUUUUUAUUGUUAAAGUCUUUGAAUCUUCCAAAGACGUACAACAAAAUAUUUGACAAAUAAA